UGGGUGCUGGAGCGACCACUCUUGGAUCUCUUUCCGUCACAGGCACCACGGCUCUUUCAUCGGCAACCACAGGAACAACACUCAGUCUCUCGGACACUACGGACGCUGCUUCGACUCCAGCGGGUGCAUUGCAGGUGAGCGGAGGUAUCUAUGCGGGCAAGUCUAUCUAUGUCAACAGCACCACGGCAUCGACAACUACAUCCACCGGCUCAAUUGUGGCAAAGGGUGGUCUCGGACUCGCGGGAGCUGCUAACAUCGGAGGAGCACUUGCGGUGACAGGCGCAACAACACUCUCAUCCACUCUCGGAAUCACUGGAACAACAACGGCAGCUGCAAUCAAUGCCUCUGGAGCAGUGAAUAUUAGCAAUUCUACGGCAUCCAGCAGCAGCUCGACGGGUGCUCUGAUCGUUUCUGGUGGUGCGGGUGUCGGCGGUGCUCUCAAUGUCGGUGGAAAUGGAAGCAUCGGAGGGACACUCGGAAUCACAGGCACAACAACGGCAGCUGCAAUUAAUGCUUCGGGCGUGGUAAAUAUCAGCAACUCGACAGCAUCCAGCAGUAGCUCGACCGGUGCCUUGAUCGUUUCUGGCGGUGCCGGAAUUGGCGGCUCCCUCUAUGUUGGCGGGUCGAUCACAUCCUCCGGCGAUGUCACCGCCUUCUCGGAUAUCCGACUCAAGAAGCAGGUCUCGACACUCACCGAUGCACUCGACAAGGUCAAGCGGCUGCGCGGUGUCCGGUUCUUGCGCAAGGACACGCGCGAGGAAUGCAUCGGUCUCAUUGCCCAGGAAGUCGAGAAAGUCAUCCCACAAGUCGUUCACGAGCGCACCCUGGCCGUCGGCGAUCCCGAGACAAAGUACAAGAGCGUCGCUUAUGGAAACA
Messenger RNA from Polychytrium aggregatum, 876 nucleotides. RefSeq lists its product as uncharacterized. The record is from RefSeq and is a predicted model, not a curated record. Lineage: Eukaryota; Fungi; Chytridiomycota; Chytridiomycetes; Polychytriales. The annotation marks the transcript as partial. The transcript is spliced from 2 exons.